Messenger RNA from Mycetomoellerius zeteki, 860 nucleotides. RefSeq lists its product as uncharacterized. NCBI's taxonomy places the organism in Eukaryota, Metazoa, Arthropoda, Insecta, Hymenoptera, Formicidae. The transcript has 3 exons. The record is from RefSeq and is a predicted model, not a curated record. The coding region runs from base 29 to 595 and encodes 188 amino acids.
UAAUAUAAAAUACAUAGAACAAUACAAGAUGGCACUCCUAAGUCAACAGAAUGAUCUACAGGCCAAUUUCUACACACAAUUGGUACAUAAUUCACUGCAGACAGCUACAUCUAAUUCGAUCCUCGGUCAUAUUAAGUCAGUACAUGAUCUUUCCACUCAAAUUGUAAGCGAAUUUGGUACUACAGAUAUAGCAAUUGGGGAUGCAACUGCGGAAAUAAUGAUAACGACGCUUGGUAAAAUUCCGAAUGAAAUGUAUUAUUUGGAAGAUACAACUGCCGGUAGGAAAAUUGGCGCUUACAGCACCGAGUCGCGCACGAUAAUGGAACACAGUCAUACCACCCUGGCUUCGAUCGAAACUGUCAAAUCCGACGAAUACUCCGAACGUUCGACGUUGCUAAUCAUUUUGCUAACCACACUCCUAAUUAUACUAUUUAUGUGUUGCGUCACAGCGUGUAUUAUCGCGAGAUCCAGGAGCAGGCACGCUUUUCUCGCGAAGAGCGACGUCGAGUGUAGUCCGGAUUGCGGAGGUGUAAACCAGCCUCUGCUAGACAAGGCUUCCGACGCGACCACCAGAACUAGCUCAACGAAAAACUGAAGAGGGCCCAUUUUUACGUCGAGCGUCUCGAAUAUUCCUCAACUUCACUGAAGAACCCGACAAAGUACCUCGCUUAACGUAUCUCGAGUAACUGUUCUUAACCUCAAAAUUGUUAUACAAAUUGUCGCGAGAUAUCUACGCACGAAAGCGAGGAACGCGUCCCUACGUCCGAUAGAAAGAUGAAAUCAGAAGGAAGGAGAAAAGGAAGAAGGAGAUGUGGAUGAGAAACAAACGAUUUUGUGACGAGGGGUGGCUUACCAGGUUU